Messenger RNA from Zingiber officinale, 621 nucleotides. Its product is annotated as ethylene-responsive transcription factor ERF084-like. The record is from RefSeq and is a predicted model, not a curated record. Lineage: Eukaryota; Viridiplantae; Streptophyta; Magnoliopsida; Zingiberales; Zingiberaceae. Gene Ontology annotation, biological process: regulation of DNA-templated transcription. The transcript has a single exon. Gene Ontology annotation, molecular function: DNA-binding transcription factor activity; DNA binding. Bases 1 to 621 code for a protein of 206 amino acids.
AUGGAAUCCACCGUCAACUCAUCUACUGUGGUGGCUGACGAUGCCUUUGAUGCUCCGCCGCAACUCGAGGGGAUCGCGGCCGUGGUUGGCUACCACGUUCUCUUCGGCCGGCCGCCGCCGAGCUCUUCGUCGCCCGGCGGGAGCGAGAGGACGGCGGCGGUUGAUGGCGCGGCGGGCGCCGUGGCGCCGAUUAACUACCGAGGAGUGAGGAAGCGGCCGUGGGGGCGGUGGUCGGCGGAGAUACGCGAUCGGGUGGGGCGGUGCCGGCUUUGGCUGGGGACGUUCGACACGGCCGAGGAGGCGGCGCGCGCGUACGACGAGGCGGCGCGGCGGCUGAGGGGGGCCAAGGCGCGCACCAACUUCGCCGUCCCUCCGUCGUGCAUGCUACCGGCGGCUCCCGUCGGUAGCUCCUCUCCGCCGACCUCUGCCUCCGCUCCCGAUCCCGCCGCCGCUGGCGGCGGCGUUGGGUCGACGAUGAAGAAGAAGCAGAGGCGAAGGAGGGCGGAGGAGGGGGAAGCGAUCAGCGACAAGAGGAGCAAAGCGGUGACGAGAUUCGCGCAGUUGUUCGGGCCUUCGAGUUCGAGUGCGGGAGUGAACAAAACUGAUGUGGAUGGGAUUUGA